Molecule: messenger RNA, 1038 nt
Organism: Emiliania huxleyi CCMP1516
Lineage: Eukaryota; Haptophyta; Isochrysidales; Noelaerhabdaceae
Exons: 2
Coding region: 1-1038 (345 amino acids)
Source: RefSeq, a predicted model, not a curated record
AUGGCGCUGCAGAAUCUGCUCGCGCUGCUGAUCGUUCUAGCCUUGCCUGGCGCGGUGCGUGCGGAGUCGGAUGGCACAGCCGCAGCGGCAGAGGCCACCACGGCAAUCGCUGAGGCCGAUUCGGCGGCAGCGCAGGAGGCCAACUCAAAGGUAUGGGAGGACUUGAUGGCGGCCGAUUUCAAAGCAGCAGCCUCCCAAGCGUACGUUGCUGCCAACAAGAACUCGAUCUCGGCCUCCUCCUCGUUCGCGUCAGCGUUUGCGUUCCUCGCCGACACGCUGUCGGAAAUGACUCAGGAGUACAGCCCGGAGGUGCUUACUGGCGGCGCCAGCACUCUGCCAGGGGCCGUUGGCGUCACGACGUUGCCUGCCGGCGCCUCCCGGGCAGCAGAAGCCAUUGCGCCGGACGAGGUCGCUUCUGCGACGAAAGAGUCGGCGAUUGAGGCGAAGGCAGCCGCCAAUUCAGACGUGAAGGCUGCGCUGGGCGAGGCGAAGGUGGGAAUGGGGUAUCUCGCUGACGCCACCAAAACGGCGGGCGUGGAGAUUAUGACUGCAUACAAUGAGGCGGGCGAUUGGAAGAGCGGCCUGCAGGCGGCUGCCGGGCAGCUCCAGGGCCUUGCGAUGGGCAUUGGGUCGUACGGCUUGGACGCCAUGCUCUCCGGCGAGGUCAAGUCGUCCAGUGAAGUCGCCGCAAGCGCAAAGGCGGCCUCCACGGGAACGGAGAAGGCCCAAGUGGCGAUCGAUCAGACCACGGUCGCGUCUAUGGCCUCGCUCAAGGCGGUUGGCGCCACCAGCGUCGCGACCUUCGCCGGUGGCGCCAGUUCGAUGACGAGCGCGAUCAACGCGUGGAGGAUGGACGCUGCUCGUCUGGCGAGCGAGGCGCUGGCGGUAGCUUCGCCCACUGCGCGACCUCCAUCGACCGCGCUCGCGGUCGCGGCGUUCGGACUGCUGACUGCGCUGGCGUUGGGGGGCCUUCAUGCCGCCGGCCGCAUUGGGCUUGGGCAAGCGCACGCCACUGGCACGUCCUCCAACCUCGUUUGA